UGGGGAGUUAUUUGACGCUGCCGCCCCUGGCAGUCGGAAGUUGCCUGAGCAGAGCGCAGCCGGCCGGCCCGAUCGGCCUUCGUCGUCCCCAGGCGUCCUCGGAGAGUCGUUGACGGGUGGACGGACCCACCGCCUGAGGACAGCUGGCCGGGGCAGCGAAAGCGCCGGCCUUAUGGCGCCGGUGGCGUGAGGCGGAAGGCCGAGUGCGGCCGACGGCGGCGGCAGCGGCGGCGCCCGCCCCAGCGAUGCGGGCCCCGCCCGUCGCCUCAGAUAUGGAUAGAGUAUCCAGUUCUGGCCUUAGCACGUGGAACAAACUCAAUCUUGAAGCCUGAGGUUUAAGUCUAGUUGAUCUCCAAAGUAAAGGUGAAAAAUUCCACAUACUCAGUUGAAGACCAGAAGCGACUAAUCAUGAUAGCCUGAGAGCUAGAGAUGGAUUCUGUUUAAUUUGAGAUAUCCGUCGGUGGUAGCAGAUGAGGAAACUAUGACAAAGAAAUGCCAAGUGAUUUGUCCAAGGUCAUGUGGUGAGGUAUGGAGUCAGAACAAAAGGGAAGAGCAUUGGACUUCGAGGCAAGAGGUGCCGUUUGGAUAGUCCUUUAGUGGCACGAUGUACUCUGAGUGGAGGUCGCUGCAUUUGGUGAUUCAGAAUGAUCAGGGUCACACCAGUGUGCUGCACAGCUAUCCAGAGAGUGUUGGGCGAGAGGUAGCAAACGCAGUGGUCCAUCCUCUUGGGCAGGCCUUAGGCACCCCUUCAGUGGCUGGUAGUGAGAGUUUGUUAAAAACCGACAAAGAAGUAAAAUGGACCAUGGAAGUAAUUUGCUAUGGACUGACCCUUCCAUUGGAUGGAGAAACUGUAAAAUAUUGUGUUGAUGUAUAUACAGACUGGAUUAUGGCUUUAGUGUUGCCGAAAGAUUCUAUUCCAUUGCCAGUUAUUAAAGAGCCUAAUCUAUAUGUUCAAAGUAUACUAAAACACCUGCAAAAUCUUUUUGUACCAAGACAGGAACAGGGCUCCAGUCAGAUUCGACUAUGCUUACAGGUCCUGAGAGCCAUUCAGAAACUGGCCCGUGAGUCAUCCAUUAUGGCCCGAGAAACCUGGGAAGUCUUACUGUUGUUUCUUCUGCAGAUUAAUGACAUACUUCUAGCCCCGCCAACUGUUCAAGGUGGCAUUGCUGAGAAUCUAGCAGAGAAGUUGAUUGGUGUUCUCUUUGAGGUUUGGUUACUAGCUUGUACUCGGUGCUUCCCAACACCUCCAUAUUGGAAAACAGCCAAGGAGAUGGUGGCUAACUGGAGGCACCACCCAGCAGUGGUGGAGCAGUGGAGCAAGGUCAUCUGUGCGCUUACUUCAAGAUUGCUACGCUUUACAUAUGGUCCAUCAUUUCCUCCAUUUAAAGUUCCUGAUGAAGAUGCCAGUCUGAUCCCUGCUGAAAUGGAUAAUGAGUGUGUUGCACAGACAUGGUUUCGCUUUUUACAUAUGUUAAGUAAUCCUGUGGAUUUGAGUAAUCCAGCCAUUAUAAGCUCUACUCCCAAAUUUCAGGAACAGUUCUUGAAUGUGAGCGGAAUGCCACAAGAAUUGAAUCAGUAUCCCUGCCUUAAACAUCUGCCUCAAAUAUUUUUUCGUGCCAUGCGUGGAAUCAGCUGUCUGGUGGAUGCAUUCUUAGGCAUUUCCAGACCCCGAUCAGACAGUGCUCCUCCAACACCCGUGAAUAGAUUAAGUAUGCCUCAAAGCACUGCUGUCAAUACCACCCCACCACAUAACCGGAGGCACCGGGCUGUUACUGUGAAUAAGGCCACCAUGAAGACCAGCACAGUUAGCACUGCUCAUGCCUCGAAAGUUCAGCACCAGACAUCCUCCACUUCUCCUCUGUCAAGUCCAAAUCAGACUAGUUCAGAACCCCGGCCACUGCCUGCCCCUCAGAGACCAAAGGUUAACAGCAUCUUGAAUCUCUUUGGAUCAUGGUUAUUUGAUGCAGCAUUUGUUCACUGUAAACUUCAUAAUGGGAUAAACAGAGACAGCAGCAUGACUGCCAUUACAACACAAGCUAGCAUGGAGUUUCGACGGAAAGGGUCACAAAUGUCCACAGACACCAUGGUUUCCAAUCCUAUGUUUGAUGCAAGUGAAUUUCCUGAUAACUAUGAAGCAGGAAGAGCUGAGGCUUGUGGGACACUGUGUAGGAUUUUUUGUAGCAAGAAGACUGGAGAAGAGAUUCUGCCAGCUUAUUUAUCCAGAUUUUACAUGCUUUUAAUUCAAGGUUUGCAGAUAAAUGAUUAUGUGUGCCAUCCUGUCUUGGCCAGCGUUAUUCUAAACUCCCCUCCUUUGUUCUGCUGUGACUUGAAAGGGAUUGAUGUUGUGGUUCCUUACUUUAUUUCAGCUCUUGAAACCAUUUUGCCUGACAGAGAGCUCUCAAAAUUCAAAAGCUAUGUAAAUCCAACAGAAUUGAGAAGAUCUUCCAUUAAUAUCCUACUUUCUUUGUUGCCCCUCCCACAUCAUUUUGGCACAGUCAAAUCCGAGGUGGUCCUGGAAGGAAAGUUUAGUAAUGAUGACAGCUCUUCUUAUGAUAAACCAAUAACUUUUUUGUCCCUGAAGUUGAGACUUGUAAAUAUACUAAUAGGUGCCUUGCAAACGGAAACGGACCCCAACAACACUCAAAUGAUAUUAGGGGCAAUGUUAAAUAUUGUUCAAGAUUCAGCACUUUUAGAAGCCAUUGGUUGCCAAAUGGAGAUGGGUGGUGGAGAAAAUAACCUGAAGAGUCAUAGUCGCACUAAUAGUGGUAUUAGUUCAGCAAGUGGUGGAAGCACGGAGCCCACAACUCCCGAUAGUGAAAGACCUGCUCAAGCUCUCCUAAGAGACUAUGCUCUUAAUACAGAUUCAGCUGCUGGGCUCCUGAUUCGCAGCAUUCAUCUCGUCACCCAAAGACUCAAUUCCCAGUGGCGGCAAGACAUGAGCAUAUCGCUGGCAGCUCUAGAGCUCCUCUCUGGCCUGGCAAAGGUGAAGGUGAUGGUUGACUCAGGAGACCGGAAGCGAGCCAUCAGUUCUGUAUGCAGCUACAUUGUGUACCAGUGUAGUCGGCCAGCUCCUCUUCACUCCCGGGAUCUGCACUCCAUGAUAGUGGCAGCUUUCCAGUGUCUCUGUGUCUGGCUGACAGAGCACCCUGAUAUGCUUGAUGAAAAGGACUGUCUUAAGGAAGUACUGGAGAUUGUGGAACUGGGUAUUUCAGGAAGUAAAUCCAAGAACAGUGAGCAAGAGGUCAAGUACAAAGGAGAUAAGGAGCCAAACCCUGCAUCUAUGAGGGUAAAGGAUGCCGCUGAAGCCACCCUAACAUGUAUAAUGCAGUUGCUUGGCGCAUUUCCUUCACCCAGUGGUCCUGCCUCUCCUUGUAGUCUGGUGAAUGAGACCACUUUGAUUAAAUACUCCAGGCUACCAACCAUAAACAAGCAUAGUUUCCGGUACUUUGUCCUGGAUAACAGUGUCAUCCUGGCAAUGCUGGAGCAACCUCUUGGAAACGAACAGAAUGAUUUUUUCCCCUCUGUCACUGUGCUGGUCCGGGGAAUGUCUGGAAGACUUGCUUGGGCACAACAGCUUUGCCUUUUACCCAGAGGAGCAAAAGCAAAUCAGAAGCUUUUUGUGCCUGAACCUCGUCCAGUUCCUAAAAAUGAUGUUGGAUUUAAAUAUACUGUGAAACAUCGACCAUUUCCAGAAGAGGUGGAUAAGAUUCCUUUUGUGAAAGCAGAUCUGAGCAUUCCAGAUUUGCAUGAAAUCGUCACUGAAGAAUUAGAAGAGAGACAUGAAAAAUUAAGGAAUGGCAUGGCCCAGCAGAUUGCUUAUGAAAUACACCUCGAACAACAAAGUGAGGAAGCAUUGCAGAAGAGAAAUUUUCCUGAUCCAAUUACAGAUUGUAAGCCCCCACCUCCUGCCCAGGAAUUCCAAACAGCACGCCUUUUCCUUUCACACUUUGGAUUUUUGUCCUUAGAAGCAUUGAAGGAACCUGCAAAUAGUCGUCUACCUCCUCACCUUAUUGCACUUGACUCUACAAUACCUGGAUUUUUUGAUGACAUCGGAUAUCUGGACCUCUUGCCAUGUCGUCCCUUUGAUACAGUUUUUAUUUUCUAUAUGAAGCCAGGUCAGAAAACAAACCAGGAGAUUCUAAAGAAUGUGGAGUCUUCCAGAAAUGUUCAGCCACAUUUCCUAGAAUUUUUGCUCUCCCUUGGCUGGUCAGUAGAUGUGGGCAAACACCCUGGUUGGACUGGACAUGUUUCCACCAGUUGGUCUAUUAACACUUGUGAUGAUGGUGAAGGACCUGAACAAGAUGAAGUGAUUUCCUCUGAAGAUGUUGGGGCGAGCAUUUUCAAUGGACAGAAGAAGGUGCUGUAUUAUGCUGAUGCCCUUACGGAAAUAGCUUUUGUUGUUCCUUCUCCUGUGGAGUCCUUAAGUGAUUCACUGGAAAGUAACAUCUCGGACCAAGAUAGUGAUUCAAAUAUGGACCUUAUGCCAGGAAUUCUGAAACAGCCAUCCCUGACACUUGAGCUUUUCCCUAAUCACACAGACAAUCUUAAUGCCUCACAGAGGCUCAGUCCUAGUUCCAGAAUGAAGAAGCUGCCUCAGGGUCGCCCUGUGCCUCCCCUUGGACCUGAGACAAGAGUUUCUGUAGUCUGGGUAGAACGCUAUGAUGAUAUAGAAAAUUUUCCCCUCUCAGACCUGAUGACAGAAAUCAGUACUGGUGUGGAAACUACUGCAAAUAGUAGCACUUCUCUGAGAUCUACCACUCUUGAAAAAGAAGUUCCUGUCAUCUUCAUCCACCCUUUAAACACUGGAUUAUUCCGGAUAAAAAUUCAAGGAGCCACUGGAAAAUUUAACAUGGUCAUCCCUCUUGUGGAUGGGAUGAUUGUCAGCAGGCGAGCACUCGGUUUUCUGGUGAGGCAGACUGUAAUUAAUAUUUGUAGAAGAAAGAGACUGGAGAGUGACUCCUACAGUCCACCACAUGUCCGCCGGAAACAGAAAAUCACCGACAUUGUCAACAAGUACCGGAACAAGCAGUUGGAGCCAGAGUUUUAUACUUCACUUUUCCAGGAGGUUGGACUCAAGAACUGCGGUUCUUAGACCACUGUCUGUCUAGGAUUGUUGAACUACAGUUUGGGGCUAUAAUAUCAAAGCAAAACAAUUUGAGAGGUGAUCACUGUAAAAAUAAAAACAAAUCACUUCCCAAGAGCUUACUGUUUAAUCACCAGAAUAGAAGAAACACGUUAUAAACCCAUUUGAUAGAAGACUUUUGGCUUUCUAGUGAAAUGGGCUCCCAGACACAAUCAUAUUCAUGCUGGUAAUGGUGAUAUACAUUUUAGCCACAAACUUUCUUUUAAAAGUGACAAUUUUAGUUAAAUAUCAGCCUUUUGAAGAGAAAGGCUUUUAUGCAUCUCAGUUAAACACGUGCAUUGGUAAUAUCAAAUUUGCAGAUUAGAAGUUGAAGAUAGUUUUAUACCUCACUUUUUAGGAGGUUGUGUUCAAAAUUAAAACCUGUCUCAGAAUCUUCCAGCACAUUUAAAGACUCAUGUUGAUAGCAUGGAGGAAAAGGAAAGAAAUCUCAACUUUCUGCUCACUCGUAGGUCCAUUUUGUUAUCCAACUGUCGUCCAACUGUCAAACUGACAGAAAAGAACAUAAAUGUUUUCUGCUCAGAUAAGAAGUCUGACAUUAAAAUAUUUCGUAUUUUCUCUCCACAUUUCAAAAAGCUUUCAUUCUCAUCGCUGCAUAGAUCUGUCUGAAGGCCUCAGUUUCUGGGCAGCCCAGGAACAUAUCUGAAAUGGAGGCAUGGCCCUGUCCUUUCAUGGGGAUACAAAUAGAGUAUGUGGAGUUAAAAGUUAUGAGACAGUAGUGAUGCCUCCACUCUCUCCAAUAUUAUCUAGCUUGAUGACAUAACAACAGGUUAAAUAUUUGUAGUUCCUUGGUAAUUUCUUGGUUACCAAGAAAUUUUCUUGGUUAAGAAAAGUAAAUUCACAAUGAGGGUUGAAAAUUAUUUGGUUUCAUUCAUUGUCGCUUAUUUCAGGACCAAGCAGGAAACUGCAGGAGUUUAUGAAGGAUUCUAAUUUGGGAUUCAGGAAAUAGCCUCUCAAUGCUCCUAAUUCAGAUUUCUCCCGGAGAGCUACUGGAUUUCAUCAUAAUUGACAAACAUUAGUGACCACCUCCUCGGGUGGCUGCUGUUAGAAAUGGCUGUUGUCAUAUUUUCUGGACUUUGCCAGCUGAAGGCACAACAAAUCCCUGCCUGGGUUUUGGAAAUACUUCUGUUACCUCGCUGCUCCUUUUCUGCUAGGGAUAAAUGUUUUAAGGUGGCCAGACCCAGAACAUCCUUACAAGAAUUCCUGUUACAGUGCUAGAGUAUACACUGCUCGUUUCUCCUAUUCUUAUGUGCUUUCUUCUUUAUUCACAUUAUUUUAUGUUAAGAUAAUAAGUGACAUUUAAAGUCUAAAGUGGAGUGAUGACAGUUAUAUAAGGGGUGAUUUCCCACUUGAAUUCUGAUGUCAGUAGACUCCGUAGGUCAGGGCUACAGUGGUCUGUUUGGUUUGAUGUUUUGGUAGUAUAAUUAGGGAGUGAGGGAUAGUGUAGGACCUAAGUCCCUUUGCAGAUAUUUCUGUUCCAGAAGUAUGUAUUUUGUCAUCUAUGAGCAGGAAAUGUGGGCAUAGCAGCUUUUGGUUUUCAGUUUGCCAUACCCUCUUCUUCAUGUUUGUUUUAAGCUCAGGUAAAGGUAACCUACUCCUUCUAUGACUCCAGUUUCCAUUCAGGGUAUAUUAUUAUUCAGUAAUUGAUUUUAUGUUUAAUCUGGGCAAUAAACUGAUGUUUCCAGAUGGUAGCAUGGAGGGAGGGGGAUAUAUGAUAAAGAUUAGCAAGUUCUACCCUAAAAAUGUUUUAGUAGCUCAGCAGGUAUAAGGUGAGGUUUAACAACUUGCAUGAAAAUUCUAGAUUGACAUUUCAAGGGAAAAAUGGGUCCUUGUUCUAGUAAGUGUGAAGAAAGAAGGCUAUAAAUUGGUGUGCAACUCAUAACAUUCCAGAGGUUAAAAAUAACUGAUGUAGGUGUACUUCCUCAGUGUGAUUCUUCAGAUAAAAUUUUUACCUUUGGCGUGGUUUUACUGUCAGCAGAAUGUAUGGUGGUGUAUGUGUUGGAGAUAGGCUUCCUGAUCCUUCAGUUUGCUCUAAUUUCAGGCAACUCUUUGUAAUUCUAAUGGCUUUGAUAAGUGAACAACUGUGUUGAAUGCGGUUUGUGAUCUGGAAGACUUUGUGGUCUCCUAGGGAGGGAGGGAUGGAUUCAGGACUGUGCAGCUCCCGAAGGCAUGAAACCCCAGUGUGUAGUACAGCACAAACAGAAUAUGGGGUACGUAUACUUGUCAGGUGCUGGUUCCUUCUGCUCAAAAUAACAUCUGCCUAAAAGGGGAGUGUGGUAAGGACCCUUUCACUAGUGUAGGUUUGAGUUCGUAGUCACUAAGUUCACCCAACUGCCUUUGUUAAAAAUCACUUUGAGUAGAAUAAUGCUGGAGGAGCAUAUUUAGUCCUUAAUAAUAAUCUGUAAUAGUCCACUUGAUAAAUUUGCUAGCACAUGUUCAUAACCUUUGGGAGGAAGCCAGGACCACUUUGGUCUGUGGCUUAAACAGUUUAGUUGUUGCAUGUGACAGAUGAACCAGGGGUAUGAGUGUGGCAUUUGGUGACAAGGAAAGCAUUACCCAAGGGACAGAGGCAGGUAGCCUCUCAUAGUCCCUUCUCACAUUUGGGGAACGGGGGCUUUCCUCCUCCUCUCUGGUUGGGAGCACUGAGGACAGUGAGGAGGGCUUUUGCCUUUUCUCGUUCAGCCAGCUGUCUCUUUUGUCCAGUGCUUCCUCCUAAGACCCCCUCCUGUCCGUUGGCCCUUUGACAGGAGUAGUUAGGUGGUAGGUUGACCCCCUCCUGCCUUCGCCAUGUAUACACACACGCGCGUGCAUGCUGUCCUCCAUUUCUAGGUCCUCUAUUUCAGGACAGCCCAUUCUCCUCUGGACUCAUUUAUAAGUAUAAAAUACCUGCAUCUUUGGCCAGUAAUGUCACUUGCCUGUAGGUUGUGUGUGUGAGGCCUUCAUGAAUGGUUACUUUCUACAUACACUGAGGAAGCGUUUAUGAGGCUCUGCAGAGUGAUUUUUAGAAAGGCAGAGUCUUCAAGAGUAGUGGUUUCUAUUGGAAGGUGGAACUUUACUCAAAGUGGGAAUCACCCUUGCUUAAAGACGUGUCUCGUGGUAGAUGGUAAAAAAUCUACUGGAGGUAAUUUGACACUCCUCCUGGCUGUAGUUCUCCAUUCAGCAUUUAAAAACCCAUUCAGGUUAUAUCUUCCUAAAGAGAAUUGAUUUAUAUGUUUACAUGAAACGAUGGUCUGUUUUAAGGGUUUCCAUGACAGCCUCUUUUCUUGAAAUGGAGAGACUGGAGGUAAUCUACCCGCUCAAUGUGGAAUCAAACUGUGGGUUCUUGGUAGCUAAAGAAGCCAUGUACUGUAUAGUGUUUUUCUCAGAGUAUCAACUCAUAUUCUUCAGAUGCUUUUCUUUUUUUAAUGGUGAGGGAAAAGGUAUAAUUUGGGAUUCCACAGUGCCUUGCAAAUAGUAGGCGCCCAGUAACUAUUUGUUGAAGCAAACCAAGUUUCCCAAGCCCUUGUCUCUUGCAGUGACCAAGAACAUCUUUCUUCUUGAAGGGCUUGGCAGUUGUGGCUAAAACAUAAGCAGUAUCAUUAUUUGCUUGAAUUCAUAUACACAAUUUGUAUGAAUUUCGGUAUGUUGCCAAGACAUGAUCUUUUUCUUAUUGUAUUUUCUGUAAAUAUUUCUGGCACUGAACUGUAAAGUAAAGGCGAAAUGUAAAUAUGAAGGUGUCCCUGUGUCCCCUUGCCUCCUGUGUUUUCUCUUUGUUGGUUAGGGAAGAAGGCCCAGAGGCUUGUUUGUAUUUAUGCCGAUCCUUUGUCCAGAAGAAACCCAUGGAAUAUUGAAUGUAAUACAUUUAGUCAAUUAAAUUUUAAGGAGAUUCUUAUCUAAUAA
Molecule: messenger RNA, 9019 nt
Organism: Diceros bicornis minor
Lineage: Eukaryota; Metazoa; Chordata; Mammalia; Perissodactyla; Rhinocerotidae
Gene: RALGAPB
Product: Ral GTPase activating protein non-catalytic subunit beta
Exons: 32
Coding region: 605-5092 (1495 amino acids)
Biological process (GO): regulation of small GTPase mediated signal transduction; activation of GTPase activity
Molecular function (GO): GTPase activator activity
Source: RefSeq, a predicted model, not a curated record